AUGUUUAUAGCCAAGCAGGUGUUCAAGUACCUUCAGAUGGCGAGGUUGCCACUUUCUCACGUCUUCACAUUCCCAAUUCAACAAUUGACGAUUCAACAUUUUCCUAUUGCUUGUCGAAUUCCAAAUGCCAUGCUUAAUUUGGCUGAUAAAGAUAGUGAAGAAAAAGAAGAUGAUUUGCUUGUGAAGCAUGAUCAGACUUUUAGUAUUUCACCUAGAAAGGAUACCAAUGUUGAAUCGAAUUUCAAAGAGUUAUGUAUUCCUAAUGUCACUAUGAAUGCAUCUGAUGUGGAUACAAACAUCAAUUCUAGUGAACAUAUUAUCACUUCACUCCCUCACCAUAUUACAGUCACACCACCUAGAGUUCCUAUUUAUGAGUCCAAUAUAGAUGAAGGUGGGACUUCAAACAUCACUAAGAACUUAUCUACUAAGGACUCAAAUUUUAUCAUGGGUGAAGGAAGUUUGACAUUAGCGAUUGAGACAAUAGCUAUUCCACCACCACAAACUUCAACAAUUCCACGAACAUUAGUUCCAUCUGUAUCACCAACACUUCAAGGAUUUAUGAAUGAUCCAAUCACUACAUUAUUAUUUUCUCAAUCAACAGAACCAGAGAUAUAG
Lactuca saligna is the source of this 615-nucleotide messenger RNA. NCBI's taxonomy places the organism in Eukaryota, Viridiplantae, Streptophyta, Magnoliopsida, Asterales, Asteraceae. The record is from the annotation of a GenBank genome assembly.